CUAUAAAAUAUUUUGCUAUCAUCAUGUGUAAUUCAGCUUGCAGCUGUUCCAUAACUUAUUAAAUCAAUUCAGUGGAAAGUGUUGAGAUUUUGAAAUGACCAAAUUACCAAGUUUUCCCUGCAGUGAUGGCAUAGGACUUACUUUAUUUUUAUUUACAAAGUCAGUACAUGUACAUAUUUUUCUGCAAGACCUAUCAAUUCUUCUGCUCCAAAUAAUUUAAUGUUUAAAAUUUCAAGUUUUUGUGAAUCAUUAGUAACAUUGUGGGCAUACUAAAAAUUGAAGGCUGUGUAAACUAAAGAAUUUAAUCCAGACAUGCUGCAGAAGUUAUUUAGGUUUCUUUGUCUUAGUUCUAACUCACACAGAGAGCAUUUUUACUUUACCACCAGCUGUGAUAUGAUACAUUUCUUUCUAAAUCAAUUUUAAAACCAUUUCAUUAAGAUUUAUACUAGAAAUGAAAAUUAUAGUUGAAAUAUUUAGAACCAUGGAAUCUUUGAGUUAGAAUAAAAUAAGUGAGUUGUGGUGGAGAUGUGUGGUGCUUUCCCAUACCAGUAUUAUACUACUUCCUUGGAUGUCAGGAACAGAACACUUCCCAGCCCCGUUGUAGUUAAGUGGUGCCACAUGAAUCAUUUAGGAGGGUGGGCAGAAGAGACUGUCACGGAGGGUAGGUGUUGAGAUGGCCAAGACACUUGGGGAAGGAAGCAAGGCACAAGGUGGAAAUAGCGUGAAUCUCUUGAGUCACUACAUGGAGGGCAGAUAGUGUGUAUUUUAGGAUUUGCAGGCUACAUACCGUUGCUGUCACGCAUUCUUUUUGGUUGUUUUAUGUAGUUUUCAUAAAUCUUGAAAAAUGAAGAAGCCACUUUGGGUCAAAGGACAUACAAAAUGGGCAGCGGGCCCCAACAUCUGUUGUAGAGAGUCACCUAACUGGUAUGAAAUGGGUACUGCAAGUGAAACAGAAGUUUUUGUUAAUCCUAUGAGUUAUAGGUGUUAAUUGUUACAGCAUAGCCUGACUAAUACACAAGCGAUCUUCUCAGGUGAUCACCCCCCACCAGAUUAUUGAAGAAUGCUUCUGAUAUCAGGAAUCUCCGUACUUUAUACACUGUGAAAUGGCCUGUUCCAUUACAGGACAACUGUAGAUGUAAGAAAUUUUUCUCUUUUGUAAGCCAAAUCCUUGAUUCCAUUUAUCUUUUGGUUCUACUUCUGCCUCUAGAUAAAGUUUGCUUUAAAGUUGUUUAGGGUGCCUGGGUGGCUCAGUCCGUUAAGCAUCCAACUCUUGGUUUCAGCUCAGGUCGUGAUCUCAUGGUUUCAUGAAUUUGAGCCCUGCGUUGGGCUCAGCACUGACAACAGGAGCCUGCUUGGGAUUCUCUCUCCCUCACUGCCCUUCCCCUACUCAUGCUGUCUCUGUCUCUGUCAAAAAUAAGUAAAUAAACUUUAAAAAAAAAAAAAAAAGGAAGAAAAAAUCAGUUGCUUAAGUGGUAAGAUGAUUAGAUUCAGUUCAUGAGAAAAAACUGUCAACUUUGUAUAAAACAGUAAAGUGAUAAUUGAUAAAUUAAUCCACUUGUAGCCAUUGCUUUUGUUUAGUGCAGAUAUCUUUCUAGUAUUGACAACCAUUGUGGACACAUCUAUUCAGUUAAAGGUAACCAAGUUCUAAAAGAAAAAUUGACAAAGUUAGUUUAGAAGAAUGGUCACCAGGAUGGCUAGACCAAAAGUCUAGAAACCAUAUCAGAGAAAAUGAUUAAAGAAAUUGAGGAUAUUUCAUUUUAAAGAGGAAUGGGCCAUCAGACAUCAUAUGGUAAAAUGUUUAUAAUGAAAUUCGUCUUUUAUCAGUUUUAUUUCUUUAUCUUCACAGAGGAUGCCUAGUGGCUGUUUGUGGAAAUAAGGCAUCCAGGGUUUGGGAGAGUCUGAAAUAACAGAUUUUUAAGGCCACUGAAAGGUAUGAUAUAUUUGAUUCACGACAGUCCAUUUCAGCCCAGGAAUCUACAGUGGUGACAAGGACAUGGGACUCCUCCUGCCAGAUUCCAGAUGGUUCAAUACACUUGACAUCCUGGCUGACAACUGUGAAAAAGAACCUUGGAUUACUUUAUUUUAUUUUUGUGGGAAACCACAAUCCCAAUUCCAUAGGACACAUCAGGCUUCAAGUUCCCUGUAGAAUUCUAAAAUAACCUUUGCUGAUGAGGAUGUCUGAUACUGUUACUGUAAAAAAUGAAACUGAAACAAUGAAGGAUUUGGAGGCAGAAGUGAAAGAUAAAACCAGAGUUGAAAAUCUUAUCAAAUCAGAAAACUAUGGGAAGAUUUUGGCAGAGAAGAAUGAACGUUGUAUUGACAACAAUAUUGAUUUGCAGCGGCCAUUGCAAUCCUUUGGACAGACAGGAAAAAGGUCUAAGUCGAGCUCAAAGUUAAAGCUAGUUCGGAGCCUUGCAGUGUGUGAAGAAUCUCCACCACCCCCUACAGCAGAGAUAUCACAGGAGAACCAGGAGAAAAUUCAGAUCCAGUUAACGCAAUCAUUUGAAAAAGAGGAGAAGCCCUCAAAAGAUGAAGCAGAAAAAGAAAAAGCCAGUGAUAAGUUACCCAGAAAAAUGUUAUCAAGAGAUUCCAGUCAAGAAUACACUGAUUCAACUGGCAUAGAUCUACAUGAAUUUUUAGUAAAUACAUUAAAAAACAAUCCCAGGGACAGAAUGAUGCUGUUGAAAUUGGAACAAGAAAUUUUAGAUUUCAUUGGUAAUAAUGAGUCUCCACGUAAAAAAUUUCCCCCAAUGACAUCUUACCAUAGGAUGCUAUUACACAGAGUAGCUGCUUACUUUGGAUUAGACCACAAUGUUGAUCAGAGCGGGAAGUCUGUCAUAGUAAACAAAACUAGCAAUACAAGAAUACCUGAUCAGAAAUUCAAUGAACAUAUUAAGGAUGAUAAAGGUGAAGACUUUCAGAAACGAUAUAUCCUCAAGAGAGACAACUCCAGCUUUGACAAAGAUGAUAACCAGAUGAGAAUACGUUUGAAAGAUGACAGAAGGAGCAAAUCUAUAGAAGAAAGAGAAGAGGAGUACCAGAGAGCCAGAGACCGAAUAUUUUCCCAAGAUUCCCUGUGUUCCCAAGAGAAUUAUAUUAUUGACAAAAGAAUUCAAGACGAGGAUGCCAGUAGUACCCAGCAGAGGCGUCAGAUAUUUAGAGUUAAUAAAGAUGCUUCAGGGAGAUCAACAAAUAGCCAUCAAAGCAGCACUGAGAAUGAACUGAAGUAUUCUGAACCACGACCCUGGAGCAGUACAGAUUCAGACAGUUCCCUCCGAAACUUCAAGCCUGCUGUUACCAAAGCCAGCAGCUUCAGUGGAAUCUCGGUCCUGACAAGAGGUGAUAGUUCUGGGAGCAGCAAAAGCAUAGGCAGGCUUUCAAAAACAGGUUCUGAGUCUUCUGGUAGUGUAGGGUCAUCUACGGGCUCUCUUUCUCACAUCCAGCAGCCUCUUCCAGGUACAGCUCUCAGCCAGUCUUCUCAUGGCGCACCUGUCGUCUAUCCAACUGUCAGCACUCAUAGCUCUCUUUCCUUUGAUGGUGGCCUAAAUGGGCAAGUUGCAUCUCCUAGCACUAGCUUCUUUUUGCUUCCCUUGGAAGCGGCAGGCAUACCACCUGGCAGUAUUCUGAUCAACCCACAAACAGGUCAGCCCUUCAUAAACCCAGAUGGAAGUCCAGUUGUGUAUAAUCCUCCUAUGACUCAACAACCUGUUAGAACCCAAGUGCCUGGACCUCCACAGCCACCUCUGCCACCCCCACCACCUCAACAACAAGCAGCUAAUCACAUUUUCUCACAGCCUGUUCGUCCUCUGCAGUCCUCUUCACAGCCUGUUCAGUACUCUACAGCCCCUUACCCAUCCCCGCUCCUGCCAGUCUCACCCACCCAGCAAUACUCCGUGCAGGACAACCUUGGGUCUCAGUUUAGCCACAUGAGUCUUGCCCGCCAGCCAUCUGCAGAUGGUUCUGACCCUCAUGCCACCAUGUUCCAGUCCACUGUUGUUCUUCAGUCCCCACAGCAGUCUGGUUAUAUCAUGACGGCAGCCCCUCCACCACCACCGCCACCACCACCUCCUCCCCCUCCUCUGCCACCUGGGCAGCCAGUCCCUUCUGCUGGCUAUGCUGCCUCUGGCCAUCCUGUCAGCCAGCCUGUGCUUCAGCAGCAGGGAUAUAUUCAGCAGCCCUCACCACAGAUGCCAGCCUGUUACUGUGCUCCAGGCCACUAUCACUCUGGUCAACCUCAGUAUCGCCCAAUCCCUUCUGUCCAUUACAAUUCACAUCUAAACCAACCACUGCCACAGCCUGCACAGCAGACAGGUUAUCAAGUUAUACCCAACCACCAGCAAAACUACCAAGGACUAGUUGGAGUUCAGCAACCCCAGAGUCAGAAUCUAGUUGGUGGCCAGCCCAACAGCAUUGGAAAUCAGAUCCAAGGAGUAGUCAUCCCAUAUCCUUCAGUGCCAUCAUACCAGGUUUCACUGCCUCAAAGUUCUCAAGGAAUUGCCCAUCAGACUUAUCAGCAGCCUGUUAUGUUCCCUAAUCAGUCUAAUCAAGGAUCUAUGCCCACAACAGGAAUGCCAGUUUACUAUAGUGUCAUUCCUCCUGGUCAACAAAGUAAUUUAAGUUCAUCAGUAGGUUACUUGCAACAUCCAGGAUCAGAACAAGUACAGUUUCCUCGAACUACUUCACCAUGCAAUUCCCAGCAGCUUCAAAGCCACCAGUGUGCAGCUGUGCCACCUCCGCCCCCUGGUGGAGGAAUGGUGAUGAUGCAGCUCAAUGUACCAAGCAAUCCACAAUCUCGGGCCCACUCACCCCCACAGUGGAAACAAAACAAAUAUUACUGUGAUCACCAGAGAGGACAGAAGUGUGUGGAAUUUAGCAAUGUAGACAAUAUUGUUCAGCACAGCCCUCAACUCAGUAGUCCCAUUGUUUCACCAGCUCAGUCGCCAGCACCAGCGCAGCUGACCACCCUGAAAACUGUCCGUCCUUCUGGACCACCCCUUUCCAUCAUACCUCAGUUUUCUAGACCUUUUGUUCCAGGGCAAGGAGAUGCCAGAUACCCAUUACUUGGCCAGCCUCUGCAGUACAACCCUCCUGCUGUUCUGCACGGACACAUUCCAACCCAACAGGGUCAGUCUGGCAACAGGCAUGGAAAUCGAGGAAGGAAACAAGCUAAAAAAGCUGCAUCCACUGACCUUGGUGCAGGAGAGCCAGUUGUUGGGAAGGUCUUGGAAAUUACUGAACUCCCUGAUGGAAUAACUCGCAUGGAAGCCGAGAAGCUUUUUGGGGAACUCUUUAAAAUUGGUGCCAAGAUCCGGUGGCUCCGAGACCCUCAAUCCCAGCCCCAGCUGCGUCGUCACCCCCUCUGCUGUGGCAGCGGGGACAACACUGUCAAUCCUGAACGCUCUAAACCCAGUGACUUGGCCUCCACUUACACCGUCUUAGCCACAUUCCCCUCCAUUUCAGCUGCACAGAAUGCAUUGAAGAAACAAAUUAACUCAGUUAACAAGUUUAAGCUGAGAACGAGCAAGAAGCACUAUGACUUCCACAUUCUGGAAAGGGCGAGUUCUCAGUAACAGCCACCUUGGACCCUUGGCCUUUAUGAUUCCCCUGUCCUCACCCAUCUUUAAUUGGCUUGGUUUUUGGAGCUUCUGUUAACAUGAUAGAGACUCCUAGGACGUGUGGUCAUGGCGUUAUAGCUUUUGAAGACAGGCCAGUGAUCCAGCAAAGGGGGGAAAUUACACAUUUCACUCCAAAUGACUGUAGGAAUCCACAUCGGAAUGAUCCAGAGUUAGCAGCUUUUUCCGAGGAAAUGCUGUUCAAAUGCCUCCUAACUUUUAUAGUUAUUUUGUUUUAUAUUUCUGAAUUCUUGUAUCAGAUCCAGAGCUCUAUUGUACAGCAAAUUAUUCUUCAAAAUGAUUACAACCAGUUGCAACCUGUAUUUCUUUUUUGCAGCCAGCACAAUGUGACCCAACAGAGAAUUUGGGGGAAAAAGAAUGCAGGAAUGGAAUAACCAAGUCAAAACCUUGUACUAUCUUCUUGGGGGGCUGGACGGUGACUAAGGAGAGCCCACAAAUAGACCAUUACUCUUUCCCUGUAUCUUUAAACACAGAAAUAAUUUCCAAAAAAUACAGAACUCCCUCAUAGGGUCCUUUCCUUAUUCAUUUAGGUAGUAUGAACAUUAAGUGUAAAGCAAAUUAUGUUCUUAACACUUCUUAAUCAAACCACUUAGAUUCAGGGGGGAAUAGGAAUCAUUUUAGGCAGGAAAAUACUUCCACUUUUUUUUUUUUAAGUGUCCCUCUGAUAACUAAAUGCCACUUACUUGCAUUCCCCUCGUGAAUAUUUUGUCACCUAAGGAAAUGCAUUUGAUGAGUGCUGGAAACUUCUUAAGUGGUUUAAAAUGUUUUCAUUGUUUGCAGCGGAUCACUGGACAUCAAAGAUUCAUUGCACUUAUGAACAAGGAACCUUUUUUUCAUUUUCUGUGUAAUUUGCAAGGCUGUACAAUGUGUGCUGAUGCAAGCCUUUUUCAGUUCAAGAGAAUAAAUGUUUACAAAUACAGA
This is a messenger RNA of Panthera uncia (snow leopard), 6554 nucleotides long. It is a transcript of the gene R3HDM1, whose product is annotated as R3H domain containing 1. The record is from RefSeq and is a predicted model, not a curated record. The transcript has 27 exons. The coding region runs from base 2169 to 5570 and encodes 1133 amino acids. Gene Ontology annotation, molecular function: nucleic acid binding. NCBI's taxonomy places the organism in Eukaryota, Metazoa, Chordata, Mammalia, Carnivora, Felidae.